GGCCCCUACAAUGAAGUUGAAGCCCGAUCUACUUGAAGCUAAGCAUUGGAUAUACCCACUCAAUCAACCGAAACUUGCGCUUCCGACUGGAAUGGGUAAAACUUUUGUAGCUGGCGUUGUCAUGCUGAAUUUCUAUCGAUGGUUUCCCGAAGGCAAAGUCGUAUUUGUUGCCCCAACCAAACCCCUCGUUGCUCAGCAGAUCGAAGCUUGUCAUCGUACCUGUGGAAUUCCAGGAAAUGAUGCAGCUGAAUUAACUGGUGAAAUCCCUAGGGCAACGAGAAACCGAACGUGGAAAGCAAAGCGUGUUUUCUAUAUGACGCCUCAAACGCUCAUAAAUGACCUGACGUCUGAGAAUUGUGAUGUUCGAGAUAUCGUCCUUCUCGUUAUAGACGAGGCUCAUCGAGCCUCAGGUGGCGACUACGCUUAUAAUCAAGUUGUACGAUAUAUGAUGGCGAAAAAUCCCUAUUUUCGCGUAUUAGCCCUCACUGCCACUCCUGGGAGUACUCCGGACGCAGUUCAAAAUAUUGUCGAUGGCCUGCACAUUAGCCGCAUCGAAAUUCGGGAUGAGAAUAGUUUAGAUCUGAAGCCGUAUAUCCACGAGAAGGAAGUUAAGCAACAUAUUAUCGCGAUGUCGCCUGAUAUUGUAGUUGUGAGAGAUCGCCUUGCGAAACUCAUGGAGGAAAUUAUGGCCCCGUUAAUCAAGGGCAAUGUGAUCCGUCCUGUAAAUCCACAGCGUACACACCCAUACUACUUCACUGCGAAAAUCCAGGAUUUAAAAAGGAAUCCAUCCCAGAACUGGUCGUACGUUUCCCUAUCGAAACUGGGAUCGUUAGCGCGUUGCAUGGGCUACCUGAUUGAAGGUACCGUCAGCAUGUGCCACGAAGCUAUGCUUGGAUUGGUCAACAACCCUGUUGAAGGGCCGAGCAAUAAGGCCCAGAAAGCACUAGUUCAGAUGCCUCAGUUUAAAGACACCUUAGAGGAGUUGGAAAAACAAGCCAAAAAAGGUUUUCCUAAUCAUCCCAAGAUGGAAAAGAUGGUCGACUUGAUUAUUCAGCAUUUUGGAAAGAAGAUGGGAGAGCCUGAUGAUGAGGCUAUAGAGGAGACGAAGGCAAUGGUGUUCGUCACAAAUCGUCAAGCAGUGGAUGAAAUUGUGGCAGUUCUCGAUUCCCAUAAGCCUCUUCUCAGGGCCAGUAAGUUUAUCGGUCAAGGGACUGAUGCACGAGGACAGAAAGGACAGGCGCAAAAGGAGCAGCUGGACGUUAUCAGGAGGUUCAAAGCCAAUGAAUUCAAUGUCCUUGUCGCCACUUCAAUCGGCGAAGAAGGGUUGGAUAUUGGAGAAGUGGACCUCAUCGUCUGUUAUGACGCACAAAAGACCCCGAUCAGAAUGCUGCAACGUCUCGGUCGAACAGGUCGAAAACGUGCCGGAGUCGUGCACGUAUUGCUUUCGGAAGGUCGAGAAGAGCAGAAUCUGGAAAAGGCCAAAAUGACCUACAAGGAAGUCCAGAAAUCCAUAGUUCGGGGCGACCAGCUUGAACUAUUUGAUGACGUUGAACGGCUCAUCCCUGAGCACGUACGACCUCAAUGUGUUGAAAAACACAUGGAAAUCCAGGAAUAUGUUCGAGAAACCGGUAGAAGCAGAAGUACAGGUGCGGGAUACUCCAACAACCAGGGCGUGAAGAGGAAGAGGGACGACGACAUCAGGCGGAAUAUCCCUGAAGGAGCAAGCACAGGGUUUGUCAGCGUUUCAAAGCUUUUGGCGAAGAAGACGAAAAAGCCUAAACUAAAAUCUGCCGAAAACAUACUUCCCUCCACAAAGAGCUUUGAAGAAGCUGGGGAAGACGACAAUACAGAUAGAGAAAUCGAAGCAGGUAUUCUCGACUCCACGUUCAUACGAAAGUCUACUACCACUGCUUCACCGUCUUCCUCGAGACGGAAGGAGACAAAGACCAGGUUACGCAAGUCCAAAACAGCGCCUGUAAAAGGCGCCAAUACGAAACGCCCCCGGAAGAAGAAUGCGGCGCCAGAAUUGUCCGCUAGUCAACUUCAAGCGAAAGGGGUGGAUGACUCCGACGACAUCGACAUUGAGAGAGGGAUUGAUUUGGAUCUGCAGAAAUACCUUGCACCAGACUUGCCAUUAACGAUGGACGUUGAACGUGCCUCUUCCGAACAUGCAGCGAUGGACGAAGAUGUCACCGAUAUUGAAGAUGACACUGAUUCAGACAGUGAAAUUCCAUUAGCGACCAAAAUACAGCUUAAGGUCACCUCGAAGCGACCUUCCUCAACGAAAGGAAAGGAGAAUGUAAAGAGCAUCGCAUGGCUCGUCGAUGAUGAAGAUGAGGACAUCUCCUUCCAGAUUAUCGACUCAUCCCCAAUUGCUUCGAGAUCCAAGCCUUUCCCUAAGCCUACUCAUCAGGAGGAAGUCGAUGACUAUACAGAAUUCAUAGAAGGCAGCUCGUGUGGAGAUCGCUCUCCUGAUCGUCCGCUGUAUCACGAUGACGCCGACUCUGUCAACACCUCCGAACAGAUGGCUUCCUCUCCAUCGAGACUUCACAUGAAGACGAAUAUCAGUCGAGAUUUGGAUACUGAAAAUGACUCCCCUGCUCGUUAUGGGGAGAUGCUCCCUCCACCUGUUCCAACCAGAACUAAAGAUAUAUUUCAUAACCCUUCCUCAUCCCCAUGUUUCCCAGAACCAUCCUUUGCUAUUCGGCCGGCCGGUAUGAUUAAAAAACGAAUGUCGCCGGUAAGGGAGCUCAUGUUGAUGAGUCCACAGCUCACUGGCCGUCGCCGAAUACGUAAAAGAGGAUCGGUGGAGCGGUCGCCACUCCUACGCCCUCAAGACAAGAUUAAACACUCUCGCUCACAUCAACGCCAACCACUGCUGCCAGCGAAAAACAAUCUGUAUUAUGAUAUGGAAGCUGUACACUCAGGGGACGAAGUCAGUGUAGGAUCUUCAGACCUUGGCGAAGAUGAUGAAGCGGAUGAAGACGAUCGACAUUUCUUGGAGGAGUUGUUAGAGACUCAAGUCUCUCCUUCAUACGAUCAAAGCUUAGUCUACCGCGAAUCGCUGCUCACGCAAGCACCAACAGGUGGACCUGCUUUUGCCGGAAAUACCUUGAAGAAGGGAAGAUUUGGCAGGAGGGAGAGUGGAGUGGCAAGUAAUCAGAGGAGGGCGGGGGUUUCUAGUUCGCCGCCACCCGAUGAGGACGACUCGCCUGACGAGUACGAGCUUGGGAGUUUCGUGGUGGAUGAUGACACGGAAAUUGUGUACGACGAAUGA
Messenger RNA from Marasmius oreades (fairy-ring Marasmius), 3277 nucleotides. RefSeq lists its product as uncharacterized. Gene Ontology annotation, biological process: interstrand cross-link repair; replication fork reversal; double-strand break repair via synthesis-dependent strand annealing. The transcript has 11 exons. Gene Ontology annotation, molecular function: four-way junction helicase activity; 3'-5' DNA helicase activity; ATP binding. NCBI's taxonomy places the organism in Eukaryota, Fungi, Basidiomycota, Agaricomycetes, Agaricales, Marasmiaceae. The record is from RefSeq and is a predicted model, not a curated record. Bases 11 to 3277 code for a protein of 1088 amino acids.